Messenger RNA from Pochonia chlamydosporia 170, 1215 nucleotides. Its product is annotated as exported protein. The record is from RefSeq and is a predicted model, not a curated record. Gene Ontology annotation, molecular function: lyase activity. The transcript has a single exon. Gene Ontology annotation, cellular component: periplasmic space. NCBI's taxonomy places the organism in Eukaryota, Fungi, Ascomycota, Sordariomycetes, Hypocreales, Clavicipitaceae. The coding region runs from base 1 to 1215 and encodes 404 amino acids.
AUGUCUCUGUUGCCUCUCGGCUCAGCUGCACCAGAGAGCAACAAGCCACUGCCUACCCCUAAAACAGUGGUUAUUGAUGGCGAACUUCUUGUCGCGGCAAAGCAGCGUCUCAAGCACGGUGACAAGGCUCUGGAAGCUGCUCUAAAGCAUCUUACUGCUCAGGCAGAUUCAUGGUUGAACCAAGGUCCCUGGACUGUUACAGCCAAGGACAAGGCGCCUCCUAAUGGUACAAUCCAUGAUUACGCUUCGCAGGCACCAUACUGGUGGCCGAAUCCCAACUCUGCCGACGGAUGUCCCUAUAUCCAAAAGGAUGGUGUACGAAACCCAGAGGUGGACAAGUAUCAAGACCGCCUUGGAGUUGGCAAGAUGUUUAACUCUAGUUAUGUCUUGAGUCUCGCUUGGUAUUAUACCCAGGACCCAAAAUACUCCCGACACGCAGCAACCAUUCUCCGAACCUGGUUUCUCGAUGAGGCCACAAAGAUGAACCCCAACCUAGAUCAUGCACAGAUCAUCCCUUGUGCCAACACCGGACGGGCCAUUGGCAUUAUCGACUUUAGCCAGGAGUACACAAAUGUGGUUGAUGCCGUUGCCAUCCUUAACACGGGAGCGCCAGGAUGGACCAAGUGUGAUGGAGAGAACUUCCAAGACUGGAACGUGCAAUUCCUUGAAUGGCUAUAUGCAUCUCCGUUCGGAAAAACGGAGGCUGCCGCGACAAACAACCAUGGUACUUUUGCCAACAUGCAGAUUUCUGCGCUGGCCCUGUUCACCGGGAACAAGACCCUCGCGGCACAAGUCUCUAACAAGGCAAAGGCUUUCAUUGACAGACAAAUAACCGCCAACGGCUCCGAACCUGAAGAACUAGCUCGUACCAGAAGCUGGCACUACUCACAUUUCAACCUCGGAGCUCACCUUCGCUGGGCACAGAUUGCCAAGAAGGUUGGCGUUGACCUGUACAAGUACAAGGGGCCUGCUGGUCAAUCGCUAUUUAAGGCUGUCAACUUCCUUAUUCCUGCUGCAGUUGGCGGUCAGUCCAAGUGGCCGUACGAGGAGCUAGAGUUCAAGAGGUACGCGGCAACGGAUAACGUUCACGCUGCCACUAUCGCUGGUCUAUGCCAGGCAAAGAGGGUGGAUGGAAAGCUGGAGGCUCCUCCUGGUGGUGAUAUUUUUGCUCUGCGACCAGCACCCCAGCAGCUUGAUAGCAUUGUUACGCUCUAA